GUCCCGGGUCCUACCCUGGCCUCGGUCUAACCCUGGCCCGGAUCCUACCCUGGCCCGGGUCCUACCCUGGCCCGGGUCCUACCCUGGCCCUGGUCUAACCCUGGCCCUGGUCUAACCCUGGCCCUUGUCCAACCCUGGCCUCGGUCCAACCCUGGCCCGGGUCCUACCCUGGUCCUGGUCCAACCCUGGUCCUGGUCCUACCCUGGUUCGGGUCCUACCCUGUCCCUGGUCUAACCCUGGCCCGGAUCCUACCCUGGCCCGGGUCCUACCCUGGCCCGGGUCCUACCCUGGCCCUGGUCCUACCCUGGCCCUUGUCCAACCCUGGCCCUGGUCUAACCCUGGCCCUGGUCUAACCCUGGCCCUGGUAGCGGAUGGCCGUUGCUGUUGCUCUUUUAUCAUAUUUUUAAACUCAUUUGGGAGUUUUCUGUGCAUCUGUGAGCGUCCUGCUGCCGUUUGAAGGCUACUGAGACUGUUUCUGGACUUGGAGAGUUUUGUUGGCCUCACCACUCAUGUGAUCGACGAAGCAGCCGGGGUGUUUGUUGACAGACAGACUUAAGGCCCAGUCAUGUGUUGUAGGAGCUGUGAGGAAGGUUUGUGAACGCUGCCUGUGUCUGCAGACACAAUGAGAUGGUUCUGCUCCGGAGAUCCUUGCUGGAUCAGUGAAUGUCCGGUCUUGUGGUGUGUGGCUGGAGGCAUCCAGAACAACCAGCAGACUCACAGGAUGAGCUGGAGCUUGUUCUGAAGACAAGAUGAACCGGGAGUUGGAGUAUAUGUUUGUUCAAGCGGCUCGAGUUUGGAUCCCUGAUGCAGAGGAUGUGUGGAAGUCUGCAGAGCUCAUAAAGGACUACAAAAAUGGUGAUGCUUCCCUGCAGCUCCUGCUGGAGGAUGGAACGAACCUCGAGCUCAAGCUGGACCCCAAAACUAACAACCUGCCUUACCUGCGAAAUCCUGACAUCCUGGUAGGAGAGAAUGACCUCACAGCUCUCAGCUACCUCCAUGAGCCGGCCGUGCUCCACAACCUCAAAGUCCGCUUCACUGACUCAAAGCUCAUCUACACCUACUGCGGAAUCGUUCUUGUGGCCAUCAACCCGUACGAGUCUCUGCCCAUCUACGGCUCAGACAUCAUCAAUGCCUACAGCGGCCAGAACAUGGGAGACAUGGACCCGCACAUCUUCGCCGUGGCAGAGGAGGCUUACAAGCAGAUGGCCCGAGACGAGAGGAACCAGUCGAUUAUUGUGAGCGGGGAGUCGGGAGCAGGAAAAACCGUAUCAGCCAAAUACGCCAUGAGAUACUUUGCUACAGUCAGUGGUUCUGCUAGCGAUGCUAACAUAGAGGAGAAGGUUCUAGCAUCCAACCCCAUCAUGGAGGCCAUUGGGAACGCUAAAACCACUCGGAACGACAACAGCAGCCGUUUUGGGAAAUAUAUUGAGAUCGGCUUUGACAGUCGAUAUCGAAUCAUCGGAGCCAAUAUGAGGACCUAUUUGUUGGAGAAGUCCCGGGUGGUGUUUCAGGCGGAUGAGGAGAGAAAUUAUCACAUCUUCUAUCAGCUGUGUGCGGCAGCUCACCUGCCCGAGUUUAAGAAUCUGAGGCUGAGCAGUGCAAAUGACUUCUUGUACACCAGGCAGGGCCGCAGUCCCGUCAUCGAUGGUGUGGAUGAUGCUAAGGAGCUUUGCACAACCCGUCAUGCCUUUACACUGCUGGGUAUUAACGAAUCCAGCCAGGUGGGUUUGUUCCAGGUUCUGGCUGCGAUUCUCCAUCUAGGAAAUGUGGAGAUAAAGGAACGAGACUCAGACAGCAGCCUUAUUCCUCCCAACAAUCGCCACUUGACGGCGUUCUGUGAGCUGGUGGGCGUGGCCUACCAGGAUAUGUCCCAGUGGCUGUGCCACAGGAAGCUAAAGACAGCCACAGAGACCUACAUCAAGCCCCUUCCUCGUCUCCAGGCCACCAAUGCCCGCGACGCCUUGUCCAAGCAUGUUUAUGCUAAACUCUUCAACUGGAUUGUUGAGCAUGUCAACAAGGCUCUGGUCACCAACGUUAAACAGCACUCCUUCAUCGGAGUGCUGGACAUCUACGGGUUUGAAACGUUUGAAAUCAACAGCUUCGAGCAGUUCUGCAUCAACUACGCCAACGAGAAACUCCAGCAGCAGUUCAACAUGCACGUGUUUAAACUGGAGCAGGAGGAGUACAUGAGGGAGCAGAUCCCCUGGACUCUGAUAGAUUUCUACGACAACCAGCCGUGCAUCAACCUGAUCGAGGCGAAGAUGGGCGUCCUGGACCUGCUGGACGAGGAGUGCAGGAUGCCAAAAGGUUCAGAUGACUCAUGGGCUCAGAAACUCUACAACACCCACCUGAAGACCUGCUCUCUGUUUGAGAAGCCGCGCAUGUCCAACCGCGCUUUCAUCAUCCAGCACUUUGCUGACAAGGUGGAGUACCAGUGUGACGGCUUCCUGGAGAAGAACAAGGACACAGUAAAUGAGGAGCAGAUCAACGUGAUGAAGGCCAGCAAGUUUGACCUGCUGGUGCAGCUGUUCCACGAUGAAGAGAAGGUAACCAGUCCCACGGGUCCGGUCCCUGGCACCGGGGGCCGGACCCGCCUCAGCAUCAAACCCGACAAGAGCCGAGACUCCAGCUGCAAGGAGCACAAGAAGACUGUUGGCUGUCAGUUUCGUAACUCCUUACAAAUGCUGAUGGGGACCCUGAACGCCACCACGCCGCACUACGUCCGCUGCAUCAAACCCAACGACUUCAAGCUGGCCUUCUCAUUUGACCCUAAGCGAGCCGUGCAGCAGCUCAGAGCAUGCGGGGUCCUGGAAACCAUCCGCAUCUCCGCUGCAGGAUUCCCAUCCAGGUGGACAUACCAGGAGUUCUUCAGCCGUUACCGGGUGCUGAUGAAGCAGAAGGAUGUCCUCCCUGACAUGAAGCUGACCUGCAAGAACGUUCUGGAGAAGUUGGUGGAGGACCAGGAUAAAUACCAGUUUGGUAAAACGAAGAUCUUCUUCAGAGCCGGUCAGGUGGCUUACCUGGAGAAGCUGAGAGCAGAUAAGCUGCGUGUCGCUUGCAUUCGUAUCCAGAAGACCAUCCGCUGCUGGCUGGCCCGUAAGAAGUUCCUGCGCAAGCGCGGCGCUGCCAUCACCAUCCAGAGGUUCACCAGAGGGUACCAGGCUCGCUGCCUGGCUAAGUUCAUGCGCCGCACCCAAGCAGCCACCAUCAUCCAGAAGUACCAGAGGAUGUGUGUGGAGAAGAAACGCUACCAGCAGAAGCAGGCGGCUGCUCUGGCCAUGCAGACCAUCCUCAGGGCGUACCAGGCUCGCCAGCUGUACCAGACGCUGCUGAGGGAGCACAAGGCCGUCCUGAUCCAGAAGCACAUCCGGGGCUGGCUGGCCCGCUGCUGGUACAAGCGCUGCCUCGAGGCCAUCGUCUACCUGCAGUGCUGCAUCCGCAGGAUGAGAGCUAAGAGGGAGCUGAAGAAGCUAAAGAUCGAGGCGCGCUCUGUGGAGCACUUCAAGAAGCUCAACAAAGGCAUGGAGAACAAGAUCAUGCAGCUGCAGAGGAAGAUCGAUGAGCAGAACAAAGACCACCGACUGAUCAGUGAGAAGCUUGUCGGGUUGGAGAGUUCCUACGCGACCGAGACGGAGCGGAUGCGUGCUGAGCUGAGCCGGCUGCGUGGGGUCGAGGAGGAUGCCCGAAGCCGAGCCAACCAGGUGUCGUCGCUGCUGGAGGAGCUGGAGAAGCUGAAGAAGGAGCUGAGCGUCACGCAGCAGGAGAAGAAGAGCAUCGAGGACUGGGCGCACACCUACAGAAACCAAAUGGAAAAGGUGCUGUCGGAGCUGAAGGACGAGAACGGGUCGCUGAAGAAGGAGAAGGACGACCUGAACAGGAGGAUUCAGGAGCAGAGUCAGCAGAUGACCGAGAAAAUGGCUCGUGCGAUCGCGCAAGAGACUCACCAGCUGGAGACGGAGCUGAACGAGGAGCGUUCUCGCUACCAGAACCUGCUGUCGGACCACCUCCACUUGGAGGAGAAAUACGACGACCUGAAGGAGGAGAUGGCCCGCUCCUCGAACAUGUCCAAGCCGGGACACCGGAGGACCGACUCCACCCACAGCAGCAACGAAUCCGAGUACACGUACAACUCCGAAUAUGCCGAGCUCGAGGAAGGUUCCCGCGCUGGAGAGGACAUGACUCGAGGCAUCGAUACUUCCCUGACUCUCAAGCUGCAGAAACGCGUUACGGAACUGGAGCAGGAAAAGCAAUCGCUGCGCAACGAGCUGGAGAACAAGGAGGAGCAGUUCCAGCGGGCUAGAGCCCGGGAUGAUGCCGAGUUCAGAAAGGCUCGUGGAGCAGAGCUGGAGUACGAGUCCUUGAAGCGUCAGGAGCUGGAGUCAGAGAACAAGAAGUUAAGACACGACCUGUCAGAGAUGAGGAGAAGUCUGCUCGCUGAUGCAGCUACCGGAGCUGGGGCUCCGGGCUCGCCAGCUUACAAAGUCCUCCUGGACCAGCUCAACGCUUCCUGUGAGGAGCUGGAGGUCCGCAAGGAGGAGGUGCUGAUCCUACGCUCCCAGCUGGUCAGCCAGAAGGAGGCCAUGCACCACAAGGAGACCAUGACGGAGCCGUCGGUGUUUGCUGAUGACGUGAACAAGCUGAAAGAUGCCGACGAGUUAAAACAAGCUUAUGUCGGACUCAAAGACACCAACAGGCUGCUGGAGCACCAGAUUCAGACUCAGAGGAGAACUUAUGACAGCGAGGUGGAGUUUCUGCGUGGAGAGCUGCAGAACGUGAAGGAGGAGAACAACCGGCAGCAGCAGCUGCUGGCCCAGAACCUGCAGCUGCCUCCAGAGGCCCGGAUUGAAGCUAGUCUGCAGCAUGAGAUCACACGGCUCACCAAUGAGAACCUGGAACUCAUGACCGACGACCCCACAGCAUCCCAGGAGGCUCGAGUCAUCAUUUUACGACGGAUGGUUGACCUCAUGGAGCAGCUGGAGAAGCAGGACAGGACCAUCCGUAAGCUGAAGAAGCAGCUGAAGGUUUAUUCCAAGAGGAUUGGUGAGAUGGGAG
This is a messenger RNA of Nothobranchius furzeri (turquoise killifish), 5052 nucleotides long. Lineage: Eukaryota; Metazoa; Chordata; Actinopteri; Cyprinodontiformes; Nothobranchiidae. The record is from RefSeq and is a predicted model, not a curated record.